Molecule: messenger RNA, 234 nt
Organism: Parnassius apollo (apollo)
Lineage: Eukaryota; Metazoa; Arthropoda; Insecta; Lepidoptera; Papilionidae
Source: the annotation of a GenBank genome assembly
AUGAAUUUUCGAGCAACGUUUUUAAUCGGUUUUUUGCUGGUAGUAGCCGCAGUUGCAUUCCCAUCAGAAGAAAACAGAGCAAAACGUGACGUCAUGGAUUCCGUGAAAAGUGCUUGGGGUGAUGUGACAAAGGCAAUGAGCGACGCUGGCGACUCUGUCGCCAAUGCGUUUAAUCCAACAGAGAAGAGUGCUUUAGAUAAAAUGGUAGAUGGUGUCAAAAAUGUUGGUCAAUAA